Medioppia subpectinata is the source of this 3722-nucleotide messenger RNA. The record is from the annotation of a GenBank genome assembly. NCBI's taxonomy places the organism in Eukaryota, Metazoa, Arthropoda, Arachnida, Sarcoptiformes, Oppiidae.
AUGGCGGCGAUGGAAGUGCUGUCAAACGCGGAUUACGUGGUCUUAAGGCAGAACCAGUACAGCCUCUGGUGCUCGCGAGGAAGCGGUGGCCACCACUCGGAGCCGCCAUUUAAGCCCAUUAUCGUUAGCGACAACGCGUCGUACGAGUCGUUCGUAUGUCACGGUCUGGUCUACGGUCUGAUCGGUGUCUUCCAGGCGGACAAACUGGUGCUCAUCAAAGAGAGCCAAUCCAUCGGCGAUUUGCCCCACAAUCACAAUGUAUUCAAAAUACGAAAGAUCGCUAUCAUUAACCUCUCGGCCGCCGAACCCAUCGCCGCCGACAUCGCGCUCGACCCCUGCAGUUCACACAACUGUACGAAACCCGUGUCGGAUCCGUUGACCACCGAAGGCCAGACAACGCCCGCCGCCACUGAAUUGGCGGCUCAAUCGCAGACACAACCGACGGCUGCGGCGGUGGCGCCGCACCAGCCGUCCAGUGGUGUGCAGAAGACCUGGAAUCAGAUCAAAUGGACGGCCUCUCACGUGAAGCCGCGAGUUGUGGCCAGAAUUAAUCCAAACAACCAAAACGAGUCCAAAGACAAGACUGAAAAGAGAUUGAUUGAUGAAUUGUACAAAAUGUUUACCGAAACCGAGUCUUUUUAUUAUUCACUUUCGGGUGAUUUAACGAAUUCACAGCAAAGACAACAGAAGCUGAGCGACGACGAGACGGCCAAUGGGCGGCCCCUCUGGCGCCGAGUGGACGACCGCUUCUUCUGGAACAAAGCGAUGCUUCGGCCGAUCAUUGAGUGUGAGGCGUCCGGCGCUGUCGUCGACCCGUGGAUUUUGCCCCUCAUUCAGGGCUACGUGAAGAUCGAGACCUGUUUUCUCGAUUUGAACGACACGGCAAACAUCACCACCGAUUGCAAGUCGCUGGAGGACGUGAGAGUGCCCGUCGACACCAACGCUCAGUGCCAUCAAGAGCUCUACACAAUGACACUGAUCUCGAGGAGGAGUCGGUUCCGGGCGGGCACGCGGUAUAAGCGGCGCGGCGUCGACGAGAAGGGAAAGUGCGCUAAUUAUGUGGAAACGGAACAGAUAUUUAAGUUCGGUUCGCAUGUGGUCUCCUUCGUGGCCGUCCGCGGAUCGGUUCCCAUCUAUUGGUCCCAAAUUGGCCACAAAUACAGACCUCCGCCGCGUAUUGACCGCAACGAAGAGGAGACCCAAUUGGCGUUCAAUAAGCACUUUAACGACGAGUUUGAUUUGUACGGCAAUCAAGUGAUCGUCAGUUUAGUGGAGAAGUCGGGCCGCGAGAAGAUCAUCGCCGACGCCUAUCUCAACCACGUCCUCCACUUCGACAGUCCAGACAUCUCUUACGUGUCGUUCGAUUUCCACGACUACUGUCGAGGAAUGCGUUUCGAGAACGUGUCGGUACUCAUCGACUCCGUCAGAGAGAUAAUCAAAGACAUGCGUUACUGUUGGACAGACAGCGAAGGCCUUAUAUGCGAACAAAGGGGUGUCUUUCGGAUCAAUUGCAUCGACUGUUUAGACCGAACCAAUAUCGUGAUGACGGCCAUCGCUCGCACAGUGAUGGACACGCAGUUCGUACGGUUAGGUCUGUUGCCACCCGAGGGCCAGCUGUCGGCCAACUGUCGGCGCAUAUUUCAGAUGAUGUGGGCCAACAAUGGCGACAUUAUUAGCCGCCAAUACGCGGGAACCGUUGCGCUGAAGGGCGACUUCACCCGUACGGGCGAACGCCGGUUCACUGGUGUCGUGCGGGACGGCUACCACUCGGCCAAUCGGUAUUACUUGAACCGCUUUAAGGACGCCUACCGGCAGGCGGUGAUCGAUCUGAUGCAGGGCUUGACCGUCAGCGACGACCUGAACAGUCCCGACGGCAACGACAACGCUGUGGACGGAUCGGUGUUGUCGUCGUUCUCAGAGCAGGAACACCACGAGAGGGUCAAAAUGGUGAUCGACGACUGCAAGAAGAUACUGAUCCCCGAAUACGAAGUGAUAUUAGGCGGUUGGCCGCUCGUGGACGCCGAUCCGGUGACCGGCUCGUCGUCGGUGACCGACACCGAUAUGGACACAGUUCUAGUGUUGACCAAAGACUGCUAUUAUGUGGCCGAAUAUGACGAUCAAACCGAUCGUAUCAUCAAAUACCAGAAGGUUUUGCUCGAAGACCUCGAGAAGAUAGAGUUGGGUUCGGAACCCAAUCAGAUCUUCUCCAUGAAGUCGAGUCAGAGCUGUUGCAUACGAUUCCACUACACCAUCGAUGGCCAGAGCGGUUACUUUCAUAUGUUUCGCUCGACAAACACCCGUUUCUUCAACAAUAUGGCGAUUGCUAUACGCAAUGUGGAGGAAGCGGUUGAGUCCCUGAAAGCCAUCUGCGAGUCCUUCAAAGUGGCCCUCAGUGUCAAAGAGCUGAACGUUCCCUUCUAUGAGGGAAAACUGGACAGACGUAAGAGUAAACUGAUUCACGCGAACCGCGGUUUGGCCCACAACUCGAACCUAUUGAAAGUGAAUCAAAUCCCGCGCAAUAUCAGCGACGGACAGCUGUUGACGUUGAAGUCCGUUGGCUCGCGAGCCAUCACUGGCCUCAGCUCGCAGUUCAGUCGCCUGAAGGGCAAGUGGACGGCCAAUGAGAAGCCGCAAACCAUACGCGAGUUGCCGUCAGCGACGGCCAAACCGGGCGCCACUUCUGUCGCCUUCAAUGUGGAGAGCAGUGGCGAAGAGGACUCGGAAGAGGAGGACUCGUUGCGAACCCUACAGAAGCAGCGGAUACUGAAACAAAGUUUACCCCUCAGUGUCCACUCGAGCGAACGCACCUUCAGCUCCGACUACUCCGAGUGCAGCGAUAUCGACGACCAGGAGCUCUGCGGCGACGCAUCCAUUGAAUCGGCAGACAUCCAGUCAAACAGAGGCGUCGACUCCGAUCGAGUGCUCGAGAGUUGCGGUAUUUUGGCGACGAGUCCGCACCUGACGGACAUAACUCUGCCAACAGAUAGCGAAGGGAUGGUAAUCAAGGCGUCCAAUAAGUCUGUGUUCGCCGAAGUGGACGACUUUGUGUUGGACGCCAUGAAGAGGGCGUCGUUGAAGCACUUGCACCGAAAGGCGUCCCAGAGUUCCACAUCCCUGUCGUCCGCCGCCGACAUGAGGGCCUACCCGUCGACACCACUCAUACAUAUCGACGACACCGUGUCGUGCAGUGAGCUGUUGGUCAGCUCCGUGUCUGUCGCCUCCUCUGGCGGCGAAUCGUUUGCCACCAAAAACAAGAAGUCUCUGUCGAAGUCGUCGGAAGUGUUGAUGGAAACGAAUCGGGCGACCAAAUCGGUGGCCAAUGAGCCGGUGUUUCGCGCGGCCGAGUCGUACGCCUCUCUCAACAAUCGCAACGAUUUGUCCGCCCUUUCCAUUAGCAGCAAAGACUCGUCCGUCACAUCCGAUUCGCUCAAUGUCUACAAUAAGAUGAAGACCUCUCACAGCGAAACCGCUAUUCAAGACUUCUCGUCGGGUCUGUCCCUAAACCUCCCGAAUCCGCCGCUAAACGUAAAGAAAGACUUAGUGUUGUCUCCGCUCUCGCGUAUCGCCAAAGGUGUGCAACACCUGAGCAGUAAUCUGAGGACCGGUUUGAUAGCCGGCGCCGCCGACCACGCGAUGUCACCCAUAGAUACAGAAGCGCAUCAAUUGCUACACAAACGCAAAACAUUAUCCAAAUCUAGAAUUAUUGAGUUAUAGGAUCUGUG